Molecule: messenger RNA, 1883 nt
Organism: Salvelinus namaycush (lake trout)
Lineage: Eukaryota; Metazoa; Chordata; Actinopteri; Salmoniformes; Salmonidae
Product: angiopoietin-1-like
Exons: 5
Coding region: 319-867 (182 amino acids)
Biological process (GO): Tie signaling pathway; angiogenesis
Molecular function (GO): receptor tyrosine kinase binding
Source: RefSeq, a predicted model, not a curated record
UAAUAGGAACUGACCCAGUCUGGGCUGUUGAUUACAUAAGAACCUGUUCUGAUAGGACCUGACCCAGUCUGGGCUGUUGGUUACAAAGGAUUUUGGAUGCAUUCAAAUUGGAGCCUAGCUGAUCAUGUGUUUGCUCUUGUUUCAUUAUCUAUUUAAACAGUUGUCCCAAACAGCAACCUUGCCUUUAAGCAGAGAGAUUCAUCUCAUGAGGAGAGAAAGUAUCGGGACUGCUCUGAAAUCUUUCAAGCUGGCUUCAACAACAGUGGAGUAUAUACUAUUCACAUCAACACACAGGAGACCAAAAAGGUUUACUGUAACAUGGAGGCAGCAGGGGGAGGAUGGUCCGUCAUUCAGAGGAGAAAAGAUGGAACCAUGGACUUCCAGAGGACGUGGAAGGAGUACAAGAUGGGCUUUGGGAGUCUGUUUGGAGAACACUGGCUGGGGAAUGAGUUUGUGUUCCUGCUGACCAGUCAGAGGCCCUACAACCUGAGGGUGGAAGUGACCGACUGGGACGGACAGCAGGCCUUCUCCCACUACGACCGCUUCUAUAUCGGCAGCGAGAAGCAGAAUUACAGGCUGUUCCUGAAGAGUCACAGUGGAACGGCAGGCAGACAGAGCAGCCUGGUCAUCAACGGAGCAGACUUCAGUACCAAGGAUAUGGACAACGACAACUGCAUCUGCAAAUGUGCUCUCAUGCUCACCGGGGGUUGGUGGUUCGAUGCCUGUGGACCAUCGAACCUGAACGGGAUGUACUACAGUCAUGGUCAGAACAUGGGUAAACUGAAUGGGAUUAGGUGGCACUACUUCAAAGGGUCUAGUUACUCUCUCCGUGCUACCACCAUGAUGAUACGACCAGCAGACUUCUGAGAUGACCUUUUGGUGACUGUCGUUGUGUACGUUGUCAAUAGACAUAUUUGCAUCAUUAGCCAUGUUUCCAUCCAACUGUUUUUAUGCGAUAAAGUACUGUCCUGAUGCAUAAAAGAAAGUCACAACAGGUGUGACGGAAACACAAAAUACAAGGUGGGAUAAUUGUUUGUACUUUGACUUAAAAAUUAGCAACAUCAUUUUGCUUUCUAUGAGGAACUUGGAUUCUGACUUUCUGGUGCUUACAUGUCCUCUUGAAAGACAUUGAUUGUUUGAGACAGUAUGCUUGAGCACCAGCUCUGCAAUGAAUCAAACUGUAGAAGUGGGUUACAUGAAGAGGAUAUGAACGUAAGACUUGGUGCUUUUGAAAGACUUUCAUUUGGCUCGCUCUCAUUUGUCUCCCUUUCAUUUGUCUCCCUUUCAUUUGUCUCUCUUUUCAUUAGUCUCUUUUCAUUUGUCUCUUUUCAUUAGUCUCUUUUCAUUAGUCUCUUUUCAUUUGUCUCUUUUCAUUUUGUCUCUUUUCAUUUUGUCUCUUUCAUUUUGUCUCUUUUCAUUUGUCUCUUUUCAUUUGUCUCUUUCAUGUAUCUGUUGUGUAUUGUUCUUCUAUGGGUAAGGUAUUCCUGUUAACACGUUGUGAAUCAGUGUACUGCUCUCUUAGUCUGCACUGUGGGCAGAGAAGCCUGAUGGCCUAGACUGGAUACACUUCAGAACACUGUUAUGGAUAUUAUUUGCCUAUAUAGUGGAUUGCUGGUGUGUGUGUGUGUGUGUGUGGAGUGUACUGUGUUUUAAAUCAUUAUGUUUAAGGCAAGGUGUCUAAGUGUGUCUCACCACACUGUAAUAUUUAAUGGAAUAGAGAUAAAUAAUUGAUGUCUUCACUUUCAUGUAAGUUUUCAGUAUUAAAAGCAUUGUUGCUCUUAUACCCUUCCUAGAUUUGUACUAAUUUGCAACAUCUAUUGAGGCCUUUGUUGAACUUUGUAACAAUGACAAAAGUUUUGAAUUAAAAAUGAAUUAAAAAUAUU